Chelmon rostratus (copperband butterflyfish) is the source of this 3752-nucleotide messenger RNA. RefSeq names its product peptidyl-prolyl cis-trans isomerase C (gene ppic). The record is from RefSeq and is a predicted model, not a curated record. Gene Ontology annotation, biological process: protein folding; protein peptidyl-prolyl isomerization. The transcript is spliced from 6 exons. Bases 88 to 714 code for a protein of 208 amino acids. Gene Ontology annotation, cellular component: intracellular membrane-bounded organelle. Lineage: Eukaryota; Metazoa; Chordata; Actinopteri; Chaetodontiformes; Chaetodontidae. Gene Ontology annotation, molecular function: peptidyl-prolyl cis-trans isomerase activity.
CAACUGUGACUCGCUGUGAUUUCUUCUUCGUCUCCCCCAUCACCGCUACUCCCAGCAGGGGCCUGCCGCCGCUGUCUCCGGCUAAAGAUGGAGCUCCGGACGAUAGUGCCCGCUCUCCUCUUCCUGUCUGCCGUCUGUCUGCCGCCUGUGUCCGGCGCGGCUUCACGGACAGGACCGAAAGUCACCGAGAAGGUGUUUUUUGACAUCACAGUGGCAGGUCACGAGGUGGGGCGGAUCGUCAUCGGCCUUUUUGGGGAGGUCGUCCCACUCACUGUCAAUAACUUUGUUGCCCUGGCAACCGGAGAGAAAGGUUACGGCUACAAAGGGACAAAGUUCCACCGAGUCAUCAAGGACUUCAUGAUCCAGGGGGGAGACUUCACAGCUGGAGAUGGAACUGGAGGUCACAGCAUCUAUGGAACAACUUUUGCAGAUGAAAACUUCAAACUGAAGCAUCUAGGAGCAGGCUGGGUGAGUAUGGCGAAUGCUGGUCCAGACACCAACGGAUCACAGUUCUUCAUCCUGGCAACCAAAGCACCGUGGCUGGACGGGAAACAUGUGGUCUUUGGCAAAGUCCUGGACGGGAUGUCUGUGGUUCACACCAUCGAGCUCCAGGACACCAACGACAGGAACCUGCCGUACACCGAGUGUGUGAUCAUCAACAGCGGCAGGAUCCCCGUCAAAGAGCCCUUCAUCGUGGAGGUGGAGGGCUGGUAAAUGCCUCUGUUCGGAGGUUUACUGUGGAACAAAGACAGUAUGUGAUUAUCGUGUGCUGGUGAUCAAUCAGAAGUCCGGUUUGCAGUUUGCCAAAUCCACAUUUUCAUAUUAUUAUUUUGCAUGCUAAGGAGCUAACACUAACAUGCUACCAAUUAGGGCUGGGAGUUGUUUGAAAUGUUUUCAUACAAGGGCUGAUACAGUAUUGAUGCCAAAACAGUUUUCAGUAUGAACAUGUUCCUUCUUUCAUUCAAAAAAACAUAAACUCUGUCAGCGUGACUCAUACAGACCGUCCUCAGCAGAAAAAUGCCUGUAUAAUGUUGGUGUGAGCAGGUUAUUGCGAUCCAUAUUUAUUGUUUUAUUGUUAGGCGGCGACCUCUAGUGGUCAUAGUAAUUAUGAAAGAAGCAAGAGAGGAAGUCAUAGUAUAAAGAGCAAGAAAGUCUGACUUUAAUCCAAGAGACCACUGUUUGUGACCCAUUUUUACUGACAUAGUAGCAGUCACAAUCUGAACCCAAACUGUGAUUUUUCCUAAACCCAACCUUUUGCUGCCUCAACUUAAGGAAACCGUUUCACGUUCACGAUUGCUAACCACAUGACAAUGAGGGUUGGGUAUGUUUGUCGCUGGUAUCCUCCAGUGGUCAUAUGUGUCGUUUAAGAAGUCACUAGCUGUUCAAUCAUUUAGGUAUGAGGACCGGUCGUACAGACGCAUGCCGGUUGGUACCAAUAAUAUACUGAGGUUCAAUAACCAGCCCUGUUAACACGCUAAAAUGAACAUGUAGCAUUGCAUCCUGAACAAAUACACUUUCCUUCUGAAAUAUUCAGCAUUGCUGCUUUAACCUGUCAAGAUGAACGUGGCUUCUGAUCGAUUUCCACUGUAUGCACAUAAGAACCAGAUAUUUUCAUUAAGCUAUUAACAAAACAUAUCACACACUGAUGUCUAACAAUUGUCUGUGAAGGGAGGGAAGAUUUUUAUCAACUUUUUGACAGGGAAUACAGGACAAAGCAAAUGAAUCUGUGGUGAAUUCAAAGCAUCCACUCGUUAAACACACAACUUUAACUGAGUUUGGAGAUCAGAUACAGAUUAACACACGCAAGUUAAAUUCAGUACAGAUACUACAGGAUUACACAAACAUUGGCAAGUCAUACUAUUCUCAGGCGAAAACCUUAUGUCUCCAAGAUGGCCACCUUUUCAGGAUUGUGUGCCACGUUUUAAACUAGAUUCAUUUUUGUUAACAAAGCAACUUUAUAAUCCCCAGAGUUUGGCAUUUAGUGGCCUUUAAAACCUAAAGGUUUCGUGAGCCAUAAGGCGUAAGACAUGAUGUUCGGGCAAUUAACUCUGAUGUCAAAAAAACAUAAAACUGGAUUAAACAAGGCGCAUACUGUGCCAUGACAUAGUUAUGACGCUCUGAUGAGAAAUGUCCCAUUGCCGUUAUUCCUGUUAUGCUGAAAACAAACGGCCAUCGCUCAGAAAAUACUCACUCUAGUAUCACCAACUUCCGUACAUAACUUAGCUGACGUGCCUACUGUGACUACUUUAACCCAAACUGUGACCUUUUCCUGAAGGGGGCUUGCCUACGCCUAAUCAUACUGUGACCCUUGCACAAGGUUGAUGUAGGUCACCUGACUUCAUCCUUACCUGCAUGUCCGAAUACACUAAGAUAUUUAAGGCAAAAAACUCCAAGGAGAGUGUGUAUUUCCAGAACGACAGCCCUUUGGAGCAAUGGGCGUUUGUUGGAUAAAAGGCUAAUGGGCUUUCGGUUCCACGAAAAGCCCACACAUACAAGACCAAAUUUCAGUCUGUGGAAAUACAGUAUUUAUGUGCUCAAAGGUGGAUUUUUGAAUCCUUUUGCACUUAUGUGGUGUUUAUUCAUGAAGUAGUCCAGGUAAAACGACCUCUCGUGUAUGAACAUGUAAUACAAAUACCAAAACCUGGAGAUGUGAGGUUUUCAGCCGAUAGUGACCCAUUGUAUGCAGAGAGGAGUACUGGUAGUACUGUGGUUCAUGCUAGCGGUUUUAUACGCUAGCAUACUUGUAUAUUUAGUGGAUGGUGAAAGUUAGCAUCAUCCCUAAAACUCAAACUCAGUAAUGACCUGUGGCAUGACAUAUCAUGGAAACUUCUCACGCACACAGAACUCACAGAACAAUGUAGCUCCUCAUUGAUCUCCUAGUGCCAUAUCAUUCCUACUUUGCCAAAUUUGCUUGCACUUUCUAUGCAUACACUCGAUACUUAAAUACUGUAUCUUCAUUUCAGUAUCUUUUAACAAACAUAUGCAAAAAACUUUGUAGCAAGUGUCAAAUGCCAUUCUCGCACUUUCUUAUUUAGGAUUUUUAUCAUUCCAUCAUUGAAAUGAUGAUUGCUGUGUUCACGUUUUGAUUCCAUGGAGAUAACGUAUCCUGUCCUCCUGAUUAUUAUGCAUUAUGCGUCAUAUCAUGUUUGAAAAAAACUACAGCACAAAUUGCACAGGAGGAAAAUGUUGUGUGGGUACAGCCCUAAUACUGUUGCUGUCCUCUCAGUAAUGAUCUUAAAUGUUGUUGUUUGUGUUAGAGGUGUGUUGUGAAUUCACUCUGACUGUUAAUGUUUUCACUUUUUUGUCAUCGUUCUCUUUAAUGUUCUUGCGAUUUCAGUUAACCCGAAACUGUCACGGUAGCAUUAUGAUCUAGAAGAACUCUGACUGAUAUUCUUCAUGUCGCUGAAGUUAAUGCAGCAUCUCAAACCUUCAACAAACACAUCAGAAGGUCUGUUUUCAUUAUUUAUAAAAACAGCAGAAAAGUGCCAACAAGUGUAUUUUCUACAAUAAACAAUUUGCUGCUGCAAAACGAUCUUACACAAUGUUAUUUUGUAUCACUGGUUAUUUUGUGUCCUUGUCCUGUUUCUGCUUUUCUGUUGUGGACCAGUAGCCCGAGUGAUCCCAGUCAACUCUUUAAGACAGCAGAUGUCACAUACGCAUGUUGUAUUUGUUCAGGUGACCAUCAGUCCCACCAGGUGGACCAAUAAAGAAGCCACUGCAGGAUGUAAACAAUGGAAGCCAGACAUACUGUC